CUCAUCCAGUUUCUCUGAAAGAUGAAUUUGUUUUUCACUGAUACGCAAACACUACACGGUGAAAUUUGUUUCCUUUUGCUUUCCAACCCAGAAAACAAAGAAACAGCAGAAUCUGCAACCACAAAGGAGGUUUUAAUUUAAUAAAAAAUCCUUCUUUUCAUUGGUAAAUUAAUUCGGCAGUAUCUUUCUCUCUCUUUUUUUCUCUUCUCCACUUUAAAUCAAAAUUGUUUCCUCCUCUUCUCUCUCUCUCUCUCUCUCUCCCCAUUAUCAUCAUCAAUCAAGCUCAUGCUUUGCUAGUUUUCUGCCACUAUCCAUAUUUUCUUCUUUCCUUUCCUUUUUGUGGCCUUUCCCCAUCAAUCCAAUCCUCAGAACAAAAUUGACACUCAACUCUGUUGUUUUUGCUGUGAAAAUCCCUUGUUAAAAAAAAAAAAAAAAACAACAGAGAAAUCUCAAUAAAUGGGAACAGAGCUGCCGAAAUUUGCAUCCUCCAUCAAUGAAGGUGGAGGAACCUUCAUGAUGACAGAGUUAAAAAACCAAUUCCAGAUACUGAAAACCAAGAAGGCACUUUCUUAUGGCUUUGUAUUCUUCUUCAUUGCCUUCACCAUUUUCUUAGCCUUCAGCCCUUCUCCUAACCCUUCUUCUCCAUUGUUCUCCAACAUUUUUAGCAUCACUAGUCUUACUUCCAGUUUACCAUCUUCUUCUACAAAUGGAUCUCAUAUUUCUUCUAUUUUCUCUUAUUUUUCGCCCAAUUCUUCCAGUUCUUCUUCCUCACAGCAAGCAUCAGGGAGUGGGACUAGUAACAGUACCACCAGCAUUGAUAGAUCCCAUAAUAGUUCCGGUUAUGGAGAACCAAAUUUCAAUAAAGGGUCCCCAAUUGUGCAUAACCAGACUCAUCCUGAGGGGUUGAAUGGUGAUAAAGUUGUAGUCUUGAAGCAAAAUCAGAGUAGCACAAUUACUAAUGAAAUUGUGGAUGCUACAGCUAAUACUACAGGGGAAGUCUUGAAGACAAAUCAGAAUAGUACAAUUGUAACAGCUUCAAAUUCAACUGGGAGCGUGAAUUCUGCUUCCGGAAGUGUACAGAAUGGGGAGUUGCAGAAUAAAGGAGAAGUCUUGAAGGCAAAUAAUCAGAGUAGUUUAGUUGGGAAUGUACCAAAAUCUACCAGUAAGGAAAAUCAGGCUUCUGGGAUUAAAGAGAAUAAUAAAGGAGAUGUCUUGAAGGCAAAUAAUCAGAGUAGUACAAUUGGAACAGUUUCGAAUUCUCCAGUAAAGCCAAACCAGGCAGCUAAUUUGUCAUCUGGAAUUGGUGAGAAAGGUGUGGUUCAGAAUCUGACUUCUUCUUUGGUAGGUAAGAAGAGCAAUGGGUCAUCAAAUUCAGAUGUGCAGCAGCAGAAGCAGGGGAUGAAUGAGGAGGAUUUGGUGAAGUCUUUGGUGAAUUGCAAUUUGUUUGAUGGGAACUGGGUGAAGGAUGAAUCCUAUCCUCUGUACAAGCCUGGUUCUUGCACUUUGAUUGAUGAACAAUUCAAUUGUUUCCUCAAUGGUAGGCCUGAUAGUAAUUACUACCAGCUUAGAUGGAAGCCUCAUGGUUGCACUCUUCCAAGGCUAAAUGGAACGCAUAUGCUGGAGUUAUUGAGAGGAAAGAGAUUGGUGUUUGUUGGCGAUUCUCUCAACCGAAACAUGUGGGAGUCUCUCAUCUGCAUCCUCAGAAACUCCGUCAAAGAUCAAAAGAAAGUCUAUGAAGCGUCCGGUCGCCAUCAUUUUCGAUCAGAAGCUUCUUAUUCCUUUGUUUUUGAAGACUACAAGUUCACAGUGGAGUUCUAUGUGUCACCAUUUUUAGUGCGGGAAUCUGAGUUCAAGAAUAAGGAUGGAACUAAGAAGGAAACUCUUAGACUUGAUUUGGUUGGAGAAACUGCUACUCAAUACAAGACUGCAGAUUUCAUCGUAUUCAACACUGGCCACUGGUGGACUCAUGACAAGACUUCUUUAGGGAAGGACUAUUAUCAAGAAGGAAGCCAUGUUUAUAGUGAGCUGAACGUCCUUGAGGCAUUUCGUAAAGCUCUUACCACUUGGGCAAGAUGGGUAGAUUCCAACAUUAAUCCCAAUAAAAGUCAUGUUUUCUUCAGAGGUUACUCUGCAUCUCAUUUCAGUGGGGGGCAGUGGAAUUCCGGUGGCGCAUGCGAUCACGAGACAGAGCCGAUCAAGAACGAGACCUACCUCGCCGCAUAUCCAUCCAAGAUGAUUGUCCUCGAGAAUAUCUUGAAGAACAUGAAAACUCCAGUCUCCUACCUCAACGUUACUAGACUGACCGACUACAGAAAGGAUGGCCAUCCAUCCGUCUACAGGAAGGUACACCCAUCGGAAGAUCUCCAAAUCCAGGACUGCAGCCACUGGUGCCUACCAGGUGUGCCGGACACCUGGAACGAGAUACUUUACGCCCAAAUCCUGGCAAAACAAUACCAAAGGAAACAAGGAGAAAACAAAGGAUCAUAGGUACAGAAGUAAGUUUGUUGAGUUUUGUGCAGAAGAAUGUGAAUGUGAAUGACAGUUUUGUUGUUGUCACCUUUGGGGGUAAAAAAACAGAAAAGAAAAAAAAAACUAGAAUAGUUAGAUACAAAAAAAAAAGGAAACAACAUUGGACUUGGAGAAGAAUGUCCAAGAGUUUAUAAUAGUAAAAAUAUAUAAAAAGUGAGAGAGAGAGAGAGAGAGAGAGAGGUGAAGAGUACUAUUUUAGUAGUAAAUUGUACUUAGAUUUUGUAUGAGAAGAAUACACAAUUAAGAAAUGACUCUCUUAAGGAAGAAGAAAUCCUUGCUGCUGCCCAAAAGGGUAUGGAGAUUUGUAAAUGGUUAUAUAAAAGAAAUGAUUAGGGGCACCAUUAUAGUAAUACAAUUUCUUGAAUAUAAUAAGGGAAUGUAAAACUAUUCCCUUGAUCAUACUGCUUGUCUGUCCAUUCUAUGUAUCUUUGUCGGAUCUACGAAUGUUCCUGAAGCAUUUAUUUUAUUUUAUAUAUAUAUAUAUUUUUUAAAAAAACACUAGAUUCAGAUCCAGGGUCUUUGAUUCUUAAAUUACUAGUGAUGUAUGGCGCGACCUGGCCCAGCCGAUCUGUAGAUCUUAGAAAUAUUUAUAUUUGAAAAAAAAUAAAAUUUUGUAUUUGUAGAGAUAUAUUUUAGAAAUGUUUGAAAGAUUUAGAAAUGUUUUAUAAGUGUGAUCAUAGAAAUAUUUGUAUUUCAC
Molecule: messenger RNA, 3226 nt
Organism: Oldenlandia corymbosa var. corymbosa
Lineage: Eukaryota; Viridiplantae; Streptophyta; Magnoliopsida; Gentianales; Rubiaceae
Source: the annotation of a GenBank genome assembly